AUGGACGAACAGCACGUUAAAACCUGUGGCACAGGAUCAACUGCAGACUUUUGGUUUGUAACAAAAUUUGUGGAUCUGGGUUCAUCGUAUGCUGACGUGAUUUAUGUACAUGUUGAAGCAGGAUUCACCCUGUGUGAUAACCCUGGUACUAGAAAAAAAGUGCAGUGUCCUUCUAACUAUUUCGAGGUGUACAUCAAUCGUGGAAAGGAUAAACCUGUCGUAAGGGAAGAUAACCUCCUUGAUCUAUUUUCUCCAGUUCAUAACAUCACAAACAAUACCUUACUCAGCACAACUCUAUCUAAACAAACCCAAACCUUUUCCUUCAACUCAAACGAGACUAAAGGUGUGACAUUCGCAGUAAGAUCCAAAGGAGCGUGUGGGAAGAUAAUGAAUAUGACAAUGUAUUACUACUACUGUGAGGAAACCUAUAUCAACAGCGUCAGACUGAAAAGGACUGUCUCGCCUGUGAGUGGAUCUAAGCUUGUCACAGCUAAUUGUUCUCAGAACUCGCUGGCUUCAAAUAAUAUGACGAGACUUGAAGGUCACUGUUACAGUAAUGGAUCCUGGAAUAUGAAUAAUGAUUUCAAAUGUUUGUGCAUUGAAGGACACGAAUCUAAUACCAAUAGCGGCUGCUCACGUAAGUUUAAUGUCUUUCGCACUAUGUUAAGAAAAUUAAAACAACAACAACAACAAUAA
This is a messenger RNA of Paramuricea clavata, 696 nucleotides long. Lineage: Eukaryota; Metazoa; Cnidaria; Anthozoa; Malacalcyonacea; Plexauridae. The record is from the annotation of a GenBank genome assembly.